This is a messenger RNA of Poecilia reticulata (guppy), 4095 nucleotides long. The record is from RefSeq and is a predicted model, not a curated record. NCBI's taxonomy places the organism in Eukaryota, Metazoa, Chordata, Actinopteri, Cyprinodontiformes, Poeciliidae.
CAGAUCAACCCGCUGAGGGAUUAAGACAAACAAUGGAUAAGAUGCAGGUGUCAUAUUCAUCAUUUAUCCUGUUGCUUCUUCUUCAGGUACAUUAUGGUUUGGCUGCAGAAUGUAAUACAUUCUCAGUGACAUCUCCUUCAGCAUCUACRUUGUACGUCAAGUGGAGCAGCUACGCUGGAGCCACCCUUUACGUCCUAGAUUUGAGAGUCGUGAACUCGACGAGUGUUGCACCGCUGAUGCUGAUGCAGUCAKCGUCCAGCACGCAGAGGCUGGUGCAGGGCUUAAGAGCUGGACAGGUUUACCAAGUCACACUGUCAGCCUUUGACAUGCUCUACAGCCCAUUGUGCACAGCUUCAAAGAUAACUAUGACAGUACCUGCUACGUCCCAGAUUACAACUUCCCAAGCUAUUUCAAGCACUUCUAUAAAGUUUCAGUGGUCCCUYGUGACGGGGGCGGACAGCUACGUCUUGUUUGUGGGGGAGACGUUCGGCUCUCCUCCAAGGAUUUAUAACCAGACCUUCAAUACCUCCUGUGGACAAAUAGGUGGCUUGACUCCAUCAACAACGUAUGAUUGUUAUGUUUACUCCUCCAAUGUUGCAGGGAGAGGUGCCAAAAGCAACAUAAAGACCAUAACAACAUUGGUGCAGCCGCCAACUGGUGUGACUCUCAGCCCGACUGGGAAAAGCACGGCCCGAGUGACGUGGAACUCUGUGAGCAAAGUCCUGCUUUACCAAGUGACCGUGAGCAACAACGGCAACCCGGACAGACCGCCUGUCAUAAGGAGUUCCUCGUCCACAUCCAUGGACAUCAGUUCUCUGGAGCCCUGCUCCACCUACACAGUUGGAGUAUCAUCAGUCAACGUCUUCCUGGUGCCUGGGGAGCCCUCUUCUGUCRCAUAUAACACUACUACUAUAGAUGGAGUAACAACGGUGUCUGUSGCCUACAGCUGCUCCACCAGCAAGGUGACAGUAACUUGGGAUGCGGUGUUUGGGGCUAACCUGUACAGGGCCGUAGCCACMGACGGCUCUGGGGUCUCCCUGAACUGCACAUCAAACUCCACCAGUUGUCAGAUCGCAGAGCUCAAAUGUGGGGAAAACUACGAGGUUCAUGUCACGGCCAUCUCUGACUGUGAAAGCACSUCCAACGUCACGGCCACGUUUGAGACAGUCCCCUGYGCUCCGGUUCAUCUCCAGACCACACAUGAAUGCUCCUCCAACGUCAUUGUCUUCAGCUGGGAGCUAACCAAUAACACCAACUACUACGUGGCCACGGCUGUGGACGACACUGGUGAAACGACAGAGUGCAUGACGCAGGACAAUAUGUGUUACUUCACCAAUGUGGGCUGUGGUCGUUUCUACACGUACAAAGUGUAUUCKGUGAGCUCAGAGUGCAACAGCUACAUCAGCGAACCCAAGUCUAUCCAGACCUCUCCUUGUAUCCCAUCAAACGUGAAGACAGAAACUGUCUGCUUCACAAACACUCUCGUCACAACCUGGGACUCYGCUGAAGGAGCUUUGUCAUACAACGUCAAGGCUGAAGGGAACAACGGACAAACCUACAACUGCUCCUCCCCAAACAACACUUGUGAAAUCACCAGUGUGCCGUGUGGAGAACAGCUCAGCGUGUGGAUCGUUGCCUCCAACGACAACUGCUCCACUGACAGAGUGCUGGUAGAAGCGGCUCAGACCRUUCCCUGCACUCCCAUCAAUGUCUCGGCAUCAGCGGAGUGCAGUCCGGACUCUGCGAGAGUGAACUGGAUUGCGAGCCACGGGACGAUAUUCUACAUUGUACUUGCUGAAAACACAAACGGGWACUCGUACCAUUGCUAUUCAAUGGGAACCACCUGUUUCAUGACAAACUUGGCAUGUGGACAGAAUUACACCGUCAAAGUCAUUGGCAAUAAUAUUGACUGCAACAGUACAGCAAGUGAGGAGGUUCAUUUCAUGACAGCACCUUGCCCUCCGACAAAUAUUGAGGCAAUCAGAGACUGUGACGCCAACCAGGCUGUGAUAGUCUGGCAGAACCACCAGACGUCKGGCGUCCACACGGCGCUGCUGGAAGAUCAGAGUGGUCCUCAGCUCAACUGUACCAGCAACACGGUCAACAACUGCACAAUCCUCUCUCUGCCAUGUGGAAAGAAAUACAACAUCACCGUCACCUACAGCCAAGGACAGUGUCAGUCCACCUCAGCCUCUAUUGGCAUGGACACAGUACCCUGUGCUCCGGUGAACGUCACUGCAAACCUGCUUUGUGACUCCAACGACUUGACAGUCAGCUGGGAAUCCUCUCCUCUCCGGCUCAGCUACAGUGCGAUGGCUGUGCCACUAGAUGGCAGUAGACCAGCCACCUGUAAUACCAACAACGCCAGCUGUGUUCUCACGGGCUUUCAUUGUGGGCAAGCGCUCAAUAUUUCUGUCAAAGCCUCCUCUGAGAGCUGCAGCGGACCGUACAGCCCCGUACAGACUGUUCACACAGGUCCCUGCUCCUCUCAGAACCUAACCGCAGUGAUCGAAUGUGGGACAAACUCCCUGCGGGCCUCCUGGCAGGCUUCCUCUGGGGCCUCCUCUUACGCAGCGACAGUGACCGGUCCGAAUGGUUUCUCCAACCACUGCUCCACGUCAGAUCUCACCUGCCUUUUCUCCAGCCUGAAGUGCGCCACCAGCUACACCGUCCAAGUUGUGUCCCAGGACGGCCUCUGCGCCAGCGCUCCCAUUMAAACUGUGACGACAACGGGCCCAUGUGAUCCGGUAAAUGUGACCGGCGUCCUGCGGUGUGGUUCAGACACAGCCACGGUGUCCUGGGUUAAAGGUGCCGGAGCUGUAGCCCACGUCGUUCUCGCUCAGGAAGARGGAUCCCAAAGGUAUGUUUCCUGUAGGAGUAAUGCAACUUCCUGUCAGCUGAGCCAGCUGCGGUGUGGAAAAUYGUACAACUUGACGGUAUUGGCUGAAGACGUUACCUGCAACAGCACUGGCGAGACAACAGGAACCCUGAUGACAGCUCCAUGUUCUCCGUCCAUCCAGAGCAGCACGCUGACGUGUGGAAACGGUUCUGCUCUUCUGAGCUGGAYACCAGUGGCCGGCGCUACUGGUUUUGCAGUUAAUGCAACAGCUGGGAACGGGCACAGUGCUUCCUGCCGCUCGGACGCAGCUUCCUGUAGCCUGUCUGACCUCCUGUGUGGUCAGACGUACACGGCCUCUGUCACUGCAACAGGGAACCAGUGCAACAGUCCACCCGGACCCAGCGCCACCAUCACCACAGCCCCCUGCUCUCCAGCUGUAACAUCUAGACAGUACGACUGUGGCACCAGCACAGCAGUGAUUAGCUGGUCCAACACCGCGGGAAGCUCCAGCUUCCUCGCUCAGGUAGCAGUGGACRGGCAUSGGGACAGCUGCCACACUACAAACACCAGCUGCACGUUCAGAAAUCUGCCCUGUGGCUCGGAUGUCAAUGUGACUGUCCAAGCGCAGGCAGCCGAGUGCAACAGCAGCAUCAGUGCCGGCAAAUCCCUCCAAACAGUCCCGUGUGCCCCAGAGAACGUGAGCGCCACCGCUCUGUGCUCCACUCACUCAGCUUUAAUUACCUGGGUGGGCAGCCCCGGUGCCAUUGGACACAAUGUGACGGCGACGGGCCAGAACGGACACACACACCUCUGCCACACACACUCCUCCAGCUGUCAGGUCACAGACCUCCACUGCGGGGAAACCUACAGCGUUUCAGUCGUGCCGUACUCACUGACGUGCACAGGAGCCCCGAGUGCAGCUUCCAGCUUUAGAGCAGGGCUUUGUCCUCCCAGCAAUGUCACUGUGUCUCCUGCUUGUGGGGACAGCGCCGUCUCUUGGACUCCAGUGGCCGGAGCGGAGCUGUACAUAGCGACGGCUACAGCAAAAGAUGGACACAAUCAUACUUGCAGCUCAAACUACUCGAGCUCCUGCGACUUCGCCAACCUGCACUGUGGGGAAAUCUACGCGGUCACGGUGGUAACGGUGGACCGGGGCUGCUGGAGCGAGCCGAGCACAGCGGCRAUGCUGAGAGCAGGUUAGAAGAAUUGAAACACAGGGAGCCUAAAAAGAUCAAACUGUUUUAAAYGUCUUUUCC